ACUUUUGCUUAGGUGCAAUUCUCAGCGUUCGCGUUUACACUAGUGCACCCCUUGACUCACUCCUAUGGAGUUGCCGGCAAUUCCAGUUUACCGAAAUCCAAUCCCUCCUCCAUUUCCCAUACAGAAUCAGAGAAUAUUAUCUUGGCAUCUCAUUGAUUAAAAAGGGAUAUUUGGUGCAGCAUAGACAUUUAAAGCAAGCGGCGUGAGAGGUGCAGGUGCGCAGAAGGGCUUCGGGGAGAGUGGCAACGCACGCAGUGUUGCCUCAGGAAGGUCUUAUAUACAUCACAUGACGACUCUCGGCUGAUCUCUUCCGUUUUGCUUCACUUGUGUGUGUUCUCUCUGGUGCUGGUGUUGUGGUCGUCCUUACUGCGUAGGUCAAGUUCCUAAGCCACCAUGAAGCUGCCUGGCUUUGGGUUGGCUCUCCUCCUGGCAGAAGGACAUCGAAGAUGCUGUUGAGAGGCUGUGCACCAUGAUGCCCCAUUCACUGGCAGAGGAGUGUGAGGACUAUGUAGAUGCCUAUGGUGACCAAGUUAUUGAGUUGCUGGCUCAAGAGAUUGACCCAUCCCAGAUCUGUCCUAUGCUGCAUCUCUGCCCAUCUGAAGGAGAGUCAGAGGAGGCAGAGCAGGUCACAUCUGAAAAACCUGAUGUAUCUUGUGUUGUGUGUGAGUAUGCUUUGACCCAGCUGGAGGACAUGUUGGAAGAUAACAGAACUGAAGCAGGCAUUGAGAGUGCUCUAGAAAGGUUGUGUGCCCUUUUGCCCAAGUCAGCACGUAAAGAAUGUGAUAUGUUUGUUGAAAUGUACACUGAUCAGGUCAUACAGAUGUUGCUCAACAACUUGUCCCCUGAUGAAAUAUGCACUAACCUGGGAUUGUGUAAGCAAACAGAAAGUGCAUUGCCUGUGCUUGAUGCCUCUCACCAGUUGCCAGUGUCUCGCAUGUUCGUUCCAGCUGUAUCAUCACAAACAACAAACAACUUGGAGAUGACACAGUCUGCAGCAUGUGUGUUGUGCGAGUUUGCUAUGGUUCAGGUUGAUGACUUGCUCUCAGAAAAUGCUACUGAGGAUGAAAUCAUUGAAGUUGUGGACUUCAUUUGUGCUCAUAUGCCAGGUGUUCUUGCUGAUGAUUGUAUUGGCUUUGUUGAACAGUAUGCUGAUGCCAUCAUCAAGUUAUUGGUUCAUGAACUUAGUCCGAAGACUGUUUGCCAACAGAUCAAGCUCUGCAAACCUCCAUCAUUUGAAAGUAUGAGAGCCCUUAUUAAUAUGAGAAUGGACAAAUGCCAAGUUUGUGAGGGAGUUGUUAACUAUAUUGACAAGAAGCUGAAGGAUGGAGAUGCAACGACCACCAUUGACACGGUUCUUGAAGAAGUUUGUCGACUCUUCCCGAAUAAUGCAAAGGACACGUGCCGCAGUAUGAUCGAAGUUUAUGGGCCCUAUGUAGUGAACCUCCUGGCUGAACUAGGGGACUCGAAGCGUGUGUGCCAGGCCAUAAAGUUCUGCCCCCACCACACUUCGGAACCACUCCUGGGAGCUGAAAAGUGCACUUGGGGUCCUUCUUAUUGGUGCCAGACCAAGAUGCAUGCAACAGCCUGUAAGGCAACUGUUCACUGUGAAACGAAGGUGUGGAAGGGAGUUGUUCCUGCCAUUUAAAGAUAAGAAGAUUGAUUGCAAGAAGAGGAGGAGGAAGAAAAGAAAAGAAAAAAAAAAAGAAAUGAAGAUGAAGACAGAGUGGAUGUAGAUAUUGGGAGGGCUUAUUUUUUUCUCAAAAAAGCAGCAGUGCAAAAAAAAGAUAAAUGGUUUCAAAUAUACACUUGUCAUUAUGAGAACUACUGUCUGUGAUGAAUAUUUUUUUAUGCUUAAUGAUUAUGAUUCCUCCAGUUUGACUUAUAUUUUGUCUUGUUAGUUGUAAGGAAUAUUGGAAUAACCAGGAUAUGUAAGAAUAUAUAGAAGAAUAAUUUUUAAAAGCCUUUUGUGUGUUUGGUGUUGAAUUAAAUGAAUUUGUCUUUUCGUCUAUUGGUAAUGUUUUUGUUUUUUGUUUUUUUCAUCCUAAAUUCUACCUAAAUGGGUAUAUGAAGUUAUGAAAUGACAAAUUGUCAGUAGUAAUUACUUGUACCUCAGCAUGGUCCUGUUGUAGAAAUUCAUUUAUUAGUAGCACCCUAUAUACAGGCUUUAAUAUAUCACUGAGCAGGCUUGCUAUGCAAUGGGAUAAGUUCACUUUUAGUUUAUAUAGCCAAAACUCUUGUUGGAUAUAUACAUACCUAUCAUAUUUUGCUUUAAUAAUAUCAAAAGCCUUGUAUCACGAGCUUUGGAGGGUUUGAUGUUAUCUCCACGUAUUCAAGCAAGAUUAACUGUGGUUAUUGUUACCCAUGAAUGAUUUUAUGUCACAAAUGAGAUAUAUUUUUAUGUUUAUAGAGAUCAUUAAUAAUGAGCAAUAUUGUUGAAAGAGCGCUGGAACCGCAAAUUUUAGUUUGUUGAUCUCUGAUAUAUAACCAGUGAUAGAUGUAGAACAAGGGUAUUGAGAAUUAUAUGUAACUCUUGCAUGUUACAUCAUGGAACAGUGUGCCUCUACAAUGGUAUAUCGAUAAAGGCUGUCAAAAUUUC
Molecule: messenger RNA, 2596 nt
Organism: Penaeus monodon (black tiger shrimp)
Lineage: Eukaryota; Metazoa; Arthropoda; Malacostraca; Decapoda; Penaeidae
Gene: Sap-r
Product: prosaposin-like
Biological process (GO): sphingolipid metabolic process
Cellular component (GO): lysosome
Source: RefSeq, a predicted model, not a curated record